Messenger RNA from Prorocentrum cordatum, 955 nucleotides. The record is from the annotation of a GenBank genome assembly. Lineage: Eukaryota; Dinophyceae; Prorocentrales; Prorocentraceae.
GCCGCCCGCCCCGGCCGCGGGGCGCUGGCUCCGGCCGCAGCCAGGCUCGUCGGCGCGGGCACAACGAAGCGCCAGAGCGGCGUGAAGCAUAUACAUUGGCACCACGCACUGGCACGCAAAAAACGGCCCAGACAAAGGUCGAGUGCGACAGAUUGAAUUCCGCCCGAAGGACGGGUCGUCGCCAAAGGAGGUGGAACGGGAGCACCUCGCCGCCGUCGAGGCGCUGCGGCAGCUCGAGAGGGAGGACCAGGUCGGGCGGCUCCGCGCGCGCGGUCGCCACCGUGCGGAGCGCCAGAGCGGCGUCAAAUACGUCGUCUGGCUGACAGCAACGAAGGUGUGGCGUGUUCAGUACAGGAUAAGGAACGGUCCAGCCAGAGGUGCCUGGAUGAUGCCCACUUUCCGCCCAAAGGACGAGUCGCCAGAGGAAGUGGAACGGACGCGGCUCGCCGCCGUCGAGGCGCUGCGGCGGAUAGAGGCGUCCGACGCCGCCGCGCCCGCCGAUGAGGAGAGGGAGCGGCUGGCCGCCUUCUGCAGGCGCUACCCCGUCGGCGACGGCAUCUUCGAGCUCUUGGCGAGGCAGCCGGCCGAGGUGCAGUCCGAGGUGCUCUCGAGGUUCUGCCCGCCGGAGGAGGGCCUGUCCGACUACUCGGCGCUGCUGGACAGCCUCCUCCAGACCAUCAGAAAGCGCGAGGGCUUCUGAGAGGCGCCGCCGUCUCCUGAAAAGGCCUGCACCCUCUCACUUCCCCCCUGGGCUCGCCGCCGAGCCCGAUCCUUCUUCCCCGCCCAGCAUCGAGAUGCAGACAGGCCGCGCUUGCGCCACUCUGGGAGCGCAUCGGAUUUGGGGGUUUCGCGCGCGCGUGCUCGCGAGCACGGCCUGGCAAUCUGCAGCGACGCCCCCCCACAAAAAUCCGUGCCAGGGUCGCAAAGCGGGGCAGGCGUGGCACUUUCUCGGCGC